Amphibalanus amphitrite is the source of this 1626-nucleotide messenger RNA. Its product is annotated as sialin-like. NCBI's taxonomy places the organism in Eukaryota, Metazoa, Arthropoda, Thecostraca, Balanomorpha, Balanidae. Gene Ontology annotation, biological process: monoatomic anion transport; transmembrane transport. Gene Ontology annotation, cellular component: plasma membrane. Gene Ontology annotation, molecular function: transmembrane transporter activity. The transcript has a single exon. The coding region runs from base 1 to 1446 and encodes 481 amino acids. The record is from RefSeq and is a predicted model, not a curated record.
AUGUCGUUCUCCUCGGUGCUUCAUCUCGUUCCAGUACGCUACAUCAUUACCAUCAUGAUCUUUCUCGGCAUGCUGUUCAACUACAUGGUCCGCGUCAACAUCAACCUGGCUAUCGUCGCAAUGGUCAACCACACCGCUCUUCCGCACACGAACUUAUCAAGGUCGGACGAAUGUGGGGGAAAUGGAAGUGUGACUCCUCUACAACCACAAGAAGAUGGAAAGUUUGUAUGGGAUGAGCGUAUGCAAGGCCACAUCCUCGGAGCGUUUUAUUACGGGUACGUCGUGACGCAAUUGGCUGGAGGGAGGAUGGCAGAGGUUUUCAGCGGGAAACAUACCUUUGGCGUGGCGAUGUUUAUCUCGGCUCUGCUGACUUUGUUGACUCCCGUGGCCGCGGAGACGGAUUGGAGGUUUUUGGUGGCUGUCCGAGUGGUCAUGGGACUGGUACUAGGGGUGACCUUCCCAGCAUCAUAUGUUCUUCUUAGUUCGUGGGUGCCCAUUGGACAGAUGAACUUGCUGGUGAUGCUGGCUCAGGGAGGUGGCGACUUGGGCACUACGUUCACGCUGCCGAUGACAUCAGCCAUCAUUGAAGGACUUGGAUGGGAGGCAGUUUUCUACAUCCAAGCGGGUUUCGUGGUGGUUUGGUUUGCCUGUUGGAUGGUUUUAGUCAGCGACAGCCCUGAAAACCACUGGUUUAUUACUGAUGAAGAACGCCAGCUUAUCGUAGCCGGUGUUGGACCUCGCAUCAGUGAAGUACGUCAUCAUUCCCUACCAUGGCGUGGGAUCCUCACGAGCAUCCCCGUGUGGGCAUACUUCGUAGGGUACUUCGGUGCCUGCUGGUGUUAUUACAGCCUUCUUACCGACCUACCACAAUACUUCAGCACCAUGUUGGGUGAGGAUCUUUCCUCCAACGCCCUUUUCAACUCUCUUCCAUACUUGGGGCUAUGGCUGUUCACCAUCAGCUUCGGCUACGUCAGCGAUGAAGUGGUAUCUCGAGGCUGGGCUGGACCGUUGGCAAUCAGACGUACAGCUGCAGUGGUUUCUAUCCUUGGCCCCGCAGCUUUACUUACAGCGAUCGCGUUUUCUGGUUGUCAAACUUCCGUCGUUGAGGCUCUUCUAGUCGUGACUAUCAUUUUACAAGGCGCCGGGUACAACCUGGGGGUUCUUCCCCUAGACCUGGCACCCAACUAUGCGGGGACUCUUGCAGGACUUUCCAACACCCUAGGUGCCAUACCAGGGUUUCUUGGGCCUCUGGUUGUGGCCGCACUUACUGAAGGGAAUGAGACUCUUGCAAGAUGGAGAACAUGCUUCCUGAUAGCUGCAGGAUUGGCCGGAGGAUGCGGGCUGUUUCUGCUAGUGGGUUGUAGUGUAGAGGAACAGCCUUGGAACAGAAUGGGCGAGGAGAGUUCGGAAAAUGACGUCGGCAGGAGGAUCGAAAGCUUUCCCUGAAGUCAAUGGCGGGAAAGAAAACCUUGGACAGUGAACCGGGGAGAAGCAAUCCAUCGUUUGAGGAAAAUGUUAUUUGAAGGGGAAGUGUUCAUUGUUUUAGAAGAUGAUCUGACGCUGUUGAUUGAAGUUAUAUACUAUACACUGUGCACUGUUGCAUGCAAUGGCAAUGCUUUUAAUUAG